Molecule: messenger RNA, 2091 nt
Organism: Paraphaeosphaeria sporulosa
Lineage: Eukaryota; Fungi; Ascomycota; Dothideomycetes; Pleosporales; Didymosphaeriaceae
Product: sister chromatid separation protein-like protein
Exons: 2
Coding region: 1-2091 (696 amino acids)
Cellular component (GO): nuclear inner membrane
Molecular function (GO): chromatin binding
Source: RefSeq, a predicted model, not a curated record
AUGGCCGACGCACGCGGCGAAUACUGGUACCUCGACGACGGCGUCGAGCCUACCAAGAUUACGGUGCCCGAGUUGCGUAGCAUUCUCCUCAAGCACGGCGUACAUUACCCAGCCUCGGCGAAAAAGCCCGCCCUCGUUGAACUCUUCACGGUCAACGUGCUUCCUCAAGCUGCAAAGAUCCAGCGGCAAGCGGCGCGCACUGUGCGUUCCACACGCGGCAUAGUCGAUGUGCCUUCCAGCGCGAGCACUACGACCACCGAUGACGCCGAGGACGAAGAUACCCUGAUUCCGCCGCCUUCAGCAGUGCGGCAGACGCCGCGGCGUAGGACGCGCGCAACCACAGCCGAACACGAAGAGGAAGAGCCUGCGCCGGCGCGCACGCCUGCACGCCGUGCGAAAACACCCUCACGAACGGUCCCGAACAAGCACGCUCGCGAUGCUGAUGCCGACACCGACGGGCAGCCAGCGUAUCAGCGCACCCGAAAGAGCCUCGCCCCUCAGACAAAGGAGCCCACGCCAGACCCGGAAGCAUGGCAUCGCCCGACGGCAGACAGCCCUUUCACGCAAGAAAACCCGUUUCAGAGCGGUAGCUCGCCGGCUCCCGAGGCGCACGCGCGCGAUCGUCGGAGAAAGACCAUGGGAUUCGAACAGAAAGAGAGGCGCAAGAGUGAUGCGACCCGCAGGAGGACGUAUCAGCCGCAAGUCAGCCAGCAAGACGACGGCGUGGUCGUUCCUACCCGGAAAACUUUCGAGAUGCCCGUUGCUCGUGUCAAGAAGGAGCAAGCAGUAGUUGCAAUGCCGGAUAGCGGCGACGAGGGCGAAGAGUACACACCUGAGGAGCAGUUGGAACUGGUUCGGGAACGUGCUGAGAAUGGCCAGGUGGAUAUCCUGCCUCCACGACGACGCAGGGAUCCCUCUAAAACGGCCAGCACUGUCCAGGCCUUUUUGCUGACGCUCUUCGCGACCGCAUUCGCCCUGCUUGGUGGAGUCUGGCGGGAGGAGAAGUUCGCGAUCGGCUUCUGUAACACCGGCUCUGUUGCUCCGACAGCCAUCGCUGGGGUCGAAAUCCCAGAGUUUGCGACUGGGCUUCUUCCUCAGUGCGAGCCAUGCCCGCCCCAUGCAUACUGCUACCCCAAGCUGCAAGUCGAGUGCGAGAAAGACUUCAUCAAGAAGCCCCACCCGCUGUCCUUUGGAGGCUUACUCCCUCUGCCUCCGACCUGCGAGCCCGACACCGAAAAGACGCGCAAGGUCACCCAAGUCGCCGACCACGCCGUGCAAAUGCUUCGGCAACGCCGUGCACAAUACGAGUGCGGUGAGGAGGACGCCAAGGGCAACGUGGUCCAAAGCCCUGAGGUAAGCGUAUCAGACCUCAAAGAGGGAUUGCUAGCCAAGAAGAGCAAAAGCCUAUCGAAUGCCGAGUUUGAAGACCUAUUUGCCAAAGCUCUCGGCGAGAUACCGGCAAGGCAGGAAGUGGUCGAGCAAAGCGACGGAACUACCGGAGAACGACGACUCGCUUCAACAUCCCUUGCAGAGCUCACCCUUGCCUGUAGUAUCCGAAGAUCCCUUAGAGAGUCACUGGAACGACAUAUUCUCGAGAUUGUAGGCCUCGUCCUAUUCAUCGCAAGCGGGGCGUACGGCAAGCACACCAUUACGUCCAACCGAGCUCUCGAAGCUCACGCGAAGCAACUGGCUAGCGAUGUCUUCGAUCGCCUGGCCAAUCAGUCCGCCCUGGCCCAGCAAGAACCAGGCGCAUACCAGGAUCGUGGGCUUAGCAUGAACCAGCUCCGAGAUGACGUUCUACGCAAUGAGUUCUCGUCUUCGCGGCGCAUGAACCUCUGGAAGCGGGUGCAGAAGAAGGUGGAGCACAAUUCGAACAUCCGCGCUGCGGUACGAGAAGGUGCUAGCGGCGAUGUCACGCGCAUGUGGGAGUGGAUCGGACCUGUUCGGUUGCUGGAAGAUGGGUACAGCAGUGGGAAGCGCGACGGUGGACGGCGCAGUCUGGGCUGGACAUCGACGCCCGGUAGCAGUCCACCUGAAGUCAAAGACAUGAAGGAGGGCCAGCGUUGGGACGACGGCCAUCCGCAGUACUAG